This is a messenger RNA of Cladophialophora carrionii CBS 160.54, 942 nucleotides long. RefSeq lists its product as uncharacterized. Gene Ontology annotation, molecular function: oxidoreductase activity, acting on the CH-OH group of donors, NAD or NADP as acceptor. Bases 1 to 942 code for a protein of 313 amino acids. The transcript is spliced from 5 exons. NCBI's taxonomy places the organism in Eukaryota, Fungi, Ascomycota, Eurotiomycetes, Chaetothyriales, Herpotrichiellaceae. The record is from RefSeq and is a predicted model, not a curated record.
AUGGAUCCAACCAAGUUCCCCGUCUCGGCGAUCCCGCUGAACCACGCGCAGUACGGGCCCAUCACGGACGAGAAUCUACGAGGCAUCAACGCGGGGAAAGUCGCGCUCGUGACCGGCGGUGCGAGAGGCAUCGGUCGCGCGAUCAGUAUCAAACUCGCCAUCUCCGGCGCCAGCAUCGCCGUGCUGGACCGAUUGGAGGACGAACUGGCCGAGACGGCAAGACUGUGCGAGGAGCACGGCGCCAGGGUCAAGACCUACGUCGUCGAUGUCACGGAUGUGGAGGCCCUCAGGGGCGUGUUGAAGCAGGCCGAGACUGAUUUGGGAGAGAUCGAUAUCCUGGUCAACAACGCCGGCGUCUCGCCCGGAAGACCACAAUGGAUGGAAUCGUUCGAAGAUUUCUGGCGCACCAUCGAGAUCAAUUUCAAGAGUACCAUGGUCACGAGCUGGUACCUGCUCCCCAAGUUCCGGGACCGCAAGGCCGGCGUGAUCAUCAACAUUGCGUCGCGCGCCGCCACGGUCGAUUUCCCCUUCGCGGUGGGUUAUAACAGCUCGAAAGCGGCCGUGGCGCGCGCGACGAGCACGUUGCAGGAGGAGGUCGAGCUGGACGGACUCGGCGACGCGAUCCAGCUUUAUGCUCUGCACCCCGGCGGUGUGCCUACUGCCAUGGCCAAGAAGGAGAUCCGGCAAGAACUGCUGGAAAGGUAUCCCGCUCUCACGCAGCACGGGACCGAUUUUCAAGCCUUGUUCAAAGACCCGCCGGAACUCUGCGGCGCCACCGUCACGUAUCUUGCAGCGGGCAAGGCCAAGGAGUUGAGAGGUAUGUAUUGGGAUUGUCGGCAGGACAUUGAACGGGUCAAAGCCUACGGCCGGGACAAAUUACAACAGGAAGGCAGGUAUACGCUGAAGAUGCAGUUUUUGGACGGUUAUGAGAACGAGCCGUAG